ACCUCUAACCUUCGUCUUGUUUUUGUCGGUGACUUAGAAAUUGUUUAUUUUAGUUUUCUUAAAAAUACGAAUUAAAAACUCUUAACAAGAUGUCGUAUAUGUUACCGCAUUUACACAAUGGCUGGCAGGUGGACCAGGCCAUACUCUCGGAAGAAGAUCGCGUUGUCGUAAUACGGUUUGGCCACGAUUGGGAUCCUGCCUGCAUGAAAAUGGACGAAGUGAUGUAUAGCAUUGCCGAGAAGGUAAAGAACUUUGCAGUCAUCUAUCUGGUGGAUAUCACAGAGGUGCCCGAUUUCAAUAAAAUGUACGAACUUUACGAUCCCUGCACGGUCAUGUUCUUUUUCCGUAAUAAACACAUCAUGAUCGAUUUGGGUACGGGUAAUAAUAACAAAAUCAAUUGGCCACUGGAGGAUAAACAGGAAAUGAUCGAUAUUGUAGAGACUGUAUAUCGUGGAGCACGCAAAGGUCGUGGUCUGGUGGUAUCGCCCAAGGAUUAUUCCACCAAAUAUAGAUAUUAAGUAGAUAUAGAUUUAAGUAACUUAAUAAAACAAUUAAAUAAUUUGGCAAA
Molecule: messenger RNA, 568 nt
Organism: Drosophila willistoni
Lineage: Eukaryota; Metazoa; Arthropoda; Insecta; Diptera; Drosophilidae
Gene: Dim1
Product: thioredoxin-like protein 4A
Exons: 2
Coding region: 90-518 (142 amino acids)
Biological process (GO): mRNA splicing, via spliceosome
Cellular component (GO): spliceosomal complex; U4/U6 x U5 tri-snRNP complex; U5 snRNP
Source: RefSeq, a predicted model, not a curated record